Penicillium maclennaniae is the source of this 2556-nucleotide messenger RNA. RefSeq names its product putative alpha-glucosidase. The transcript is spliced from 3 exons. The record is from RefSeq and is a predicted model, not a curated record. NCBI's taxonomy places the organism in Eukaryota, Fungi, Ascomycota, Eurotiomycetes, Eurotiales, Aspergillaceae. Gene Ontology annotation, molecular function: hydrolase activity, hydrolyzing O-glycosyl compounds; carbohydrate binding. Gene Ontology annotation, biological process: carbohydrate metabolic process. Bases 1 to 2556 code for a protein of 851 amino acids.
AUGCCCCACGCCCAGUGUGAUGUGACCAUCUCCAAAAAAUCGGUGCGUCAGGCGCGGGUCUGCCCGCGCGGCUACCAGCAGGUCUCUUCGACUGAGCAGCAAGAUGUCUCGGUGCAUCUGAGGAGCAGUGCAAGCAGACAGACACAAUUCGACUUCUCCUUCGAAGCGGUGCGCCCAAACCUGUUCCGAGUGACUUUCGCCUCCCCCGACCAUCCUAUCCCUCCCUACCCCAGUGUGCAAAAGCCUGAGACCAACCUCAAGAACGUCAAUGUUUCCAUCAAGAGUGAUGCCUCCUCCAAGACGUUCGAGAUUGCCGGCGUCACCGCACAGGUGGAAUGGGAGCAUACCCCCGUGGUCUCCCUCUCGUGGACCGGUUCUGAGAAGCUCUUGCACCGCGAUCUGCCGCUGCGCUCCUAUGUCGCCGACUCCACCGGUGUUGCGAGCUACUCCGUGCAUGAUCGAACAGCUCUUCAUGUUGGUCUAGGAGAAAAGAGUGCCCCGAUGGACCUCAGUGGCCGGACUUUCCAACUCUCUGCGACCGAUUGCUUUCGGCACAUUCCUCUGUUAGUUAAGGCUACUCCCGAAGGCUGUGUUGCCCUCUUCUCGACUACACACGGCCGGGGUUCGUGGUCGGUUGGUGCCGAGAUUGACGGCCUCUGGGGACACUUCAAGGUCUACCGCCAGGAUUAUGGUGGUCUCGAGCAGUACAUGAUUGUUGGAAAGAAUAUCCAGGAGAUUGUCCACUCGUACGCUGAGUUGGUUGGCUUUCCACUGCGAGUCCCCCGAUGGGCGUACGGUUACAUUUCCGGUGGAUACAAGUACACAAUGUUGGAUGAACCACCGGCGCAUCUGGCCCUGUUGGAGUUUGCAGAGAAGCUCAAGGAGCAUGGCAUCCCUUGCUCUGCUCACCAGAUGAGCUCUGGCUAUUCAAUUGCUCCGGUCGAGCCUAAGGUUCGGAACGUGUUCACAUGGAAUAACAGCCGCUUCCCUGAUCCGGAGGACUGGAUCAAGAAGAUGCACAAGCACGGUAUUCGCUUGAUUUCCAACAUUAAGCCUUUCCUGCUGGCUUCUCAUCCUGAUUUCCAGAAAUUAAUUGACUGCAAUGGCUUCUUUAAGGAUCCGGAGACCAACGAGCCUGGAUACAUGCGACUGUGGAGUGCAGGCGGUGCCACCGGCGGCGAAGGCUGCCAUAUCGACUUCACCUCUAAGGAAGCCUUUGAUUGGUGGUACAAGGGCUGCCAAAGCCUAAAGGCCGUGGGUAUUGAUGGCAUGUGGAACGACAACAAUGAAUACACCCUUCCCAACGAUGACUGGAAGCUGUGCCUGGAUGACAGUAUGGUCUCCGCGGAUGCGAAGAAGGCUACAGACAACUCCGUUGGUUCUUGGGGUCGCGCUAUGCACACCGAGCUAAUGGGCAAGUCCUCCCACGACGCUCUUCUAGAUAUGGAGCCCAAGUGCCGUCCUUUCGUCCUCACUCGCAGUGCGACAGCUGGAACUAUGCGCUACUCUGCCAGCACCUGGAGUGGAGAUAAUGUCACUAGCUGGGAGAGCAUGAAGGGCGCCAAUGCCCUCUCUCUCAACGCCGGUAUGUCUCUUCUGCAGUGCGAGGGUCACGACAUUGGCGGUUUCGAAGGACCCCAGCCCUCUCCUGAGCUGCUUCUCCGCUGGAUCCAGCUGGGCUGUGUUUCCGCUCGCUUCGCAAUCAACUGCUUCAAGACUUCUCCGGACAACAACGAUGUUGGCGAGGUCAUCGAGCCCUUCAUGUACCCCGAGAUCACACCUCUUGUCCGCGACGCCAUCAAGCGUCGCUACGAGAUGCUGCCAUACAUCUACUCCUUGGGUCUGGAGAGCCACAUGAGCGCUACUCCUCCCCAGCGGUGGAUCGGCUGGGGCUACGAGUCCGAUCCCGAGGUGUGGACCAAGGCCCUCAAAGCUGGCGAUGAACAAUUCUGGUUCGGUGACUCCAUCCUCGUCGGCGGCGUCUACAAGGCUGGUGUGACCGUGGCAAAUGUCUAUCUGCCCCGUAAGUCUGGCGAUCAGUUCGAUUACGGAUACGUGAACAUGAAUGCGCCAUACAAUUACCUCGCCUCCGGCCAGUGGGCUGAAAUCACCUCCGAGUGGCGCGAGAGUAUUCCCCUCAUCGCCAAGAUCGGUGGUGCCAUCCCCGUCGGCAAGAACGUGCACACCCGCGUGCCUGGCGAUGACACCGAUGCCUCGCAGGGCGUCGAGGAACUUGAUGAUUACCGUGGUGUUGAGGUCUUCCCUCCUAAGGGUACUUCGCACGGCAACGUCUUCUCAAACACCUGGUUCGAGGAUGAUGGUAUCUCCCAGAAACCUGCCACCUCCAGCUACACUCUCAGCUAUAGCUCCACUGAUGAGAAGGUCCUUGUUGAUUUCACCCGGGACGAAAAGAGUGGCUUCAAGCCUGCUUGGAAGGAAUUGGAUAUUAUUCUGCACAAUGGUGAUGCACGCCGUGUUUUCAGCAAUUCUGGCCAGGAGGUUGUUGCCAAGGGUGUUGACUCUCGUGGUCGUAAUGUUUACACUUUGAAGGCUUGA